CAAUAGAAAACAAUGGAAUUUGCAUGAAAUUGUGCUAUUUAGUAUUACYAAAGUUUCACGGUUAUAUUGUUUGCACUCUACUAUAAAUUGCUAAGUUUUCUCAUUGAAUAAAUCAAGUAGAUGUAGAAAUAAAAGAACGUACAAGUUUGCAUUUUCAAACAUGCUAAAACGAUUUUUAAAACGCUAGUGUAUUUUUUGUUACAAGUUUUUGCUUCAACAUUCCCCCUGACGUUUUUCCGAUAUAGUUUCUUUGCAUACAACUGAUUGUCGAAGCCCAAAGUUUUCGGCUUGAUCAGUUUGUUUUCAUUUUUCUGCAGUAGUAAAUCUAGUUUACACGAAAUCAAUGAUCAAUGUCGACAAUACAUGAUAAAUCGACAAUUUUUUCCCUGAAUUGUUUUGCUCAAAAUAUGGGGGAAAACAAUUAGCUACAAUUAAAAAUGGAUUAACGCGCUUGAUGUCCUUGAAACAACUCUGCUUUAUAUCGUAUAGUUAAUAAUUCUCAUUGUUUAUCGCUUCGCUACACAAGCGUGAAAUUAUGAAUCAAAAAUGGCGGUCAUUCCUAGACAGGUAUUUAUACAGUUCGAGUUUCGCGCUUAUUCGUAGAAGACGGCGAAGAGCGAGGGCUGACAAAAUGGCUGGAGCCGUGUUCACUUAUGCAGUAGUUUUACUCCUAGCUGGAGUAGUAAAAGGAAUGCCUUCAGUAAAUCUUGAAGAGUUGGCACUUGUCAAUGAAUGCACCGAAUACAAAGAACUAUCUUCACCCGACCGGUCGGUCGACUACACCAACGACGCGAUCGAUAAGUGCGACGCUGAGUUAGCUCCAGGAUGGUAUCGAUUUACCAAAUCUGCUGRAUCCCACAUGGUGACACAGUGUGUCUCACAUCACCACUGCAGUGCGCUAUAUCCAGGAUGGCUGAAUGGUACGCACCCUGAGUUAUAUGAAGGAGUAGUUGGACGAACAGUGUGCUUUCAAAGCGACGAAAGCUGUUGCUAUGGUUCUAUGAAGGUCUUGGUUCGAAAUUGUGGUGAUUUUUUUGUGUAUCUGCUGUUUGGAGUUCCUUGUCCUUUUCGGUACUGUGGGAGUCACACACCUCGGGAAACGGCUCUACCGCCUCCAUUGAAACCCAUACAAAGUGCGCAAUCGACAGAAGCACCGACAGAAGCGCCAACAGAACCAACGACAGAACCGCCUGCAUUAACGACCACACCGAGUGCACAGUCGACAGAACCACCUCCAUUUCCAUCUCCAAAUACUAACAGAUCGUUACCGAGUACGCGUCCAACAACGUUACCAAUGUUUCCAUCAGCUUUCAAGUCACAUCGCAUUUCAGAUGAGUGCCAUGAUUACAGUCCGCUGACCGGUAAGAACAGAUCUGCAGCCUAUUACAAUCCGUUCUAUGCUACCGGCGAUUAUGAGCUUCCUACAGGCUGGUAUAGAUUCAUGGGCGAAGCUGGAACCAUGAUGCCAAACAGCUGUGUACCCAUAUUCCAUUGCGGCACACAUGCCCCUGGUUGGCUGCUCGGUGGACACCCAAACGACGCCACAAACCACAGCGUUCAUCGAACAGUAUGCUUCCACUGGAAGGACGAAUGUUGCUUCUUUAAAGUAGACAUCUUAGUUCGUCGAUGUGAGGGGUAUUUUGUUUACAAACUACAGCAAAAUGAAUUUAAGUACCUACGCUACUGUGGUAAUGGAAUUCCGUAGCGUUGAGGUAUAAUAAUGAUGACAACGGCCAAGGCUGUAUUGGUUUCACUUGCGCAUGCGCGUGACGUAGAAACGAAAAAAUAAAGCGUGCGCAUCAUUGCUAUAAAAAUAUAAAACUCGUUAACACUUGUCACUGCGCUUAUUAACAACGCUAUUUUUUCAUUUGGUGGCCUUAAAUGCUAUGAUUUUAUGAGAAGAAAAAGUAACAACUUGCGAUUUGUUUCGAUUCUGAUUGGCUAACAUCUUUCUUAGAUCAUCCUUCUGGAAGUGAGAACCGCUCGUCAUUAGUCUAAGCACAAGCCAAGCAAAAGAAACUCUUUCAGAUCCUUUCGAUUCCGACGUGCUUCCGACGUGCUUCCGACGCGCUUCCGACGCACUUCCGAGUCGGAUUAUGACUUUCUUUAUGGUUUUCACUUUGUCAUAAACUGCUUCCGACUCAAAUUCUUUCGCUAGUGAAAACCAACCUUAUUAAAUAUCCAAUUACUGAUUUCUUAAUUUGAGAGCGCAAAAGAAAAGGCAUUAAAAUUCAAUUUGCUCUAAAUAGGGGGAAAAUAGUGCAAUGUCUUCUAUUUUCUAUUGUGUCAUCCGUACAAGUACAAGAACUAGUACUAGUUAUAUAACUCAGUAAAGUUUCACGGAUAUUGGUUCUGAAUCUAGUUUUUUAGAGAAUUGGUUAUAGAUUUAAGAGUUAAAAGUGAAAAAGGUUCGUAAUCUUAAGAGUAAUUUAUGAAUGAAUAGAAAUGGUGGUUAAUGAAAUGUUGAAAUAAAGGUUGACUGAACAGGC
Actinia tenebrosa (Australian red waratah sea anemone) is the source of this 2489-nucleotide messenger RNA. RefSeq lists its product as uncharacterized. NCBI's taxonomy places the organism in Eukaryota, Metazoa, Cnidaria, Anthozoa, Actiniaria, Actiniidae. The record is from RefSeq and is a predicted model, not a curated record.